Messenger RNA from Mus caroli (Ryukyu mouse), 2523 nucleotides. The record is from RefSeq and is a predicted model, not a curated record. NCBI's taxonomy places the organism in Eukaryota, Metazoa, Chordata, Mammalia, Rodentia, Muridae.
GAUUAGUGAGAGUGAGGACAGCAACAGAGGAGUGGCUGAACUAUGAGUGUCUCUGCUCUAAGCCCGACCCGAUUUGCAGGCAGCCUCUCUGGAUUCCUCCAAGUGGCCUCUGUGAUUGGUCUGCUCCUGCUGCUGGUGAAAGCUGUCCAGUUCUACCUGCACAGGAAAUGGCUACUCAAGGCUUUCCAGCAGUUCCCAUCACCUCCUUUUCACUGGUUCUUUGGGCAUAAGCAGUUCAAAGGCGAACAAGAACUACAGGAAAUUGUGUCAUGCAUAGAGAACUUCCCAAGUGCCUUUCCUUGCUGGUUCUGGGGGAGCAACGCCUACUUAACUGUCUAUGACCCUGACUACAUGAAAGUGAUUCUGGGGCGAUCAGAUCCAAAGGCUAAUGGUAUCUACAGAUUGCUAGCUCCUUGGAUUGGGUAUGGUUUACUCUUGUUGAAUGGACAGCCAUGGUUCCAGCACCGGAGGAUGCUAACCCCAGCCUUCCACUAUGACAUUCUGAAACCCUAUGUGAAAAACAUGGCUGACUCCAUUCGAUUGAUGCUAGACAAAUGGGAACGGCUGGCAAGUCAGGAAUCCUCAAUAGAGAUUUUUCAACACAUCUCCUUAAUGACCCUAGACACUGUCAUGAAGUGUGCCUUCAGCCACAAGGGCAGUGUUCAGGUGGAUGGAAAUUACAAGACUUACCUCCAGGCCAUUGGGGACUUGCAUAACCUAUUUCACUCCCGUGUGAGGAAUAUCUUUCAUCAGAAUGAUACCAUCUACAGACUUUCUUCCAAUGGCCACUUGGCCAAACAAGCUUGUCAACUUGCCCAUGAUCACACAGAUGGAGUGAUCAAGCUGAGAAAGGAUCAGCUGCAAAAUGAGGGAGAGCUAGAAAAUAUCAAGAAGAAGAGACGUUUGGAUUUUCUGGAUAUCCUCUUAUUUGCCAGAAUGGAGAAUGGGGACAGCAUGUCUGACAAGGACCUCCGUGCUGAGGUGGACACAUUCAUGUUUGAGGGCCAUGACACCACAGCCAGUGGAGUCUCCUGGAUCUUCUAUGCUCUGGCCACACACCCUGAGCACCAACAGAGAUGCAGAGAGGAAGUUCAGAGCCUUCUGGGGGAUGGAUCCUCUAUCACCUGGGAUCACCUAGACCAGAUUCCUUAUACCACAAUGUGCAUCAAGGAGGCCCUAAGGCUCUACCCACCUGUCCCAGGCAUUGUCAGAGAACUCAGUACAUCUGUCACCUUCCCUGAUGGACGCUCUUUACCCAAAGAACUCCUUGGAAUCUUCAAUUUGUCUAUCUGGAUGUCUGUGAAGGAAAGAAUGAAGGAGUUUCCUCACUCCCUGAUGACUGACUUCUUUGUCUCUAGCAUAUGAUAGAAGUGGAACCCCACAGCUGUUUUCUGCUGACCUUUUGCAGUGGUGUAGUAUUUGUUCCCUGCCAAACACAUACAGCUAUUUAAGUUCCAGAGUCACACAUUAAUGGAGUGGGGAGGGUGAAAGCUUUUGUUAAUUUAUGUUGAUCUUGGUGGUGCUGUAAAUUUUACAGAAAGAUUCUUGUUUGCUAAGCAUGUGCUCUAUGACUGACCUACUUAUCUCAACUUGAGAUGGAUAAACUUAGCUUGACUAUGUUUAGAGGUAGAUCCACUAGGUAGUGGAUAGAUUAGAUUAGGGUUUGUCCCACAUGUUCUAUAUAAUGGCUUUAGAAAGAGAAAGAGACCUUGAAGAGAUAUAUACCUGUCCUCACCACGAUAAUAUGCAACCAAGGAGAGGGAACUGUUUGAACUUUCAACUCCAAAUCUGUGAGAUAAAUAAGCUUCUUUUCUUUACAAAGUUGUGUGUGUGUGUGUGUGUGUGUGUGUGUGUGUGUGUGUGUGUGUGUAAAUUCUUAUCAAAGAAACCUUUGAAUAUGUUAUUUUUACUUUAUCUCUACUAUUCACUAGGGUGUACAAGAUAAAGAAUCAGAUAGGGUCUAGGAAGAUGUGUUUCUUUUAUGAGACAAAGUAAGUGAAAGAGAUCAAUGAAUCCCAUGUGAGUCAUAUGUGAUCCUGUCUCUGAGAAGCACUAGGGUUGACAGCAAAGAUAAACUGAUCAGAAUAUACAAGACUCCUGCAAUGUCAGGAAAGUAACCCUUGUCUCAGCUCAUCAUGUCAAAACCCUAGGACUGCCAUAUCCUGCUUUGGUGAUAUGUAACCCCUCCCUGAAACUUUAGUAACUUACAUGAAAAACCAGACUAAAUCAACUCAAGGUCAGUAUUUAAUAUAUAUCUUUAGUGGAAAUUCUUCAUCAAAUUUAGGUUCUAAUGUCAUUUAUUCCCAAAACUCAGUUUCAUCUUUCUUGCCUCUCUCUCUUACACUCCAAUUUUUUAUAUUACUCACUUGUGCCUCAAUUUCUUUACCAACUCAUGCACAUGUGCAGAAAGUGAUGUUCUAUAGCACCCAAGUAUCUUGUGCAGGCAUAUCAUCCCUUGCUAUCUCAGGAACCAAGGAAUUACCCCUGGGUGUAACCCAUCUUCUCUCAUAUUCGUAUCUGCCC